GGCAGCAGCCGCAGACCCACGCCGUAAACAGACAACAUGGCGGCGGCGCCCGGAGCGCUGGGCGCUUGGCAGGCCGGCCGCGCCCGCCUGGUGGCCGCUUGCUGUGCGCGGCUCGGCCCGGGGUCGAGGCUGCCCGACUCCUUGAUGGGCCGGCAGGUCGGCCCGGCGAUGUGGGCCCGGGGUUGGGCGCCCGCGGCCGGGGGAGCGGCCCCGCGGAGGGGCUACAGCUCUGAGGUGAAGACGGAGGACGAGCUGCGGGUGCGGUACCUGGAGGAGGAGAACCGAGGAAUUGUGGUGCUUGGAAUAAACAGAGCUUAUGCCAAAAAUUCAUUCAGUAAAAAUCUUAUAAAAAUGCUCUCAAAAGCUGUGGAUGCUCUAAAAUCUGAUAAGAAAGUGCGGACCAUAAUAGUCAGGAGUGAAGUCCCAGGGAUAUUCUGUGCUGGUGCUGACCUUAAGGAAAGAGUCAAAAUGAAUUCCAGUGAAGUUGGUCCUUUUGUCUCCAAAAUAAGAGCAGUGAUUAAUGAAAUCGCCAACCUUCCAGUGCCAACGAUUGCAGCAAUAGAUGGGCUCGCUUUAGGUGGUGGCCUCGAAUUGGCCUUAGCAUGCGACAUAAGAGUAGCAGCUUCCUCUGCAAAAAUGGGCCUGGUUGAAACAAAGUUGGCAAUUAUUCCCGGUGGAGGGGGCACGCAGCGGCUGCCACGCGCCAUUGGAAUGUCCCUGGCCAAAGAGCUCAUCUUCUCUGCGCGUGUGCUCGAUGGCCAAGAAGCCAAAGCAGUGGGCUUGGUCAGCCACGUCCUAGAGCAGAACCAGGAGGGGGAUGCUGCCUACAGAAAAGCUUUGGACCUGGCAAGAGAGUUUUUACCCCAGCUGACCCUUCUGACCUGAGCCAUGCACGUGGAGAGAAACAGCGAUGGAUGGGCUGUCACACUGGCUCACCCCGAGGUGAAACACAUCGAGGCACAAAUACGUAAGGAGACCGCAGUCAAGUAUGCCUGGCCAUAACUUGCUUUAGAUGACCUGCUCAAACAGUGGCAAUUGUUUGUCUCAUUGUCUCUCUUCAUGGUGACAUAGGCAUUGUUUUACCUGCUUUGUGUAUAGUGUACUUCCUCACAAUUACCCUUGCAAAUCUGGAACUCACUGCACAUUUACUGAGCGAAGGCAGUCCUCAUGAGUAAUAUUCGUAGCAGUGCACCAAGGGUCCUGUUUUCAGAGUUUCCUCGCUCUCUCAUUCUUCCAGGUUUAUUGUUCAAAUAUUCCUUCUUUCUGAAAUCACAGAUUAAAGGAUUUUGCAGUGUAAACAAUUAAUUGUUUGUCUUUAUUUCUAAUGGAGUUUUGAACUGCACGACCCCCAACCCCUUCUGGAGUCAAAUAAUUUCCUCUCCCAUUCUGUCAUUUAACUCAAACAGGAUCCAUCACCUGUUUUGGGGCUAUGGAUGCUUCUGGGAACCUCCUGAACUCUCUCUCCAGAAAAAUGCAUACACUCCCACAUUUGUUCAGAGUUUUGCAUCCAGUCUCAGAAGGUGUCCUUGGAGUUCUUUGUUGUCAGUCAAAGGCCCAGGCCUGCUGUGAUGCGCCUGUCCCGAGAUCUGUCAGACGGGGCCUCACAAUUGAGUUGGUUUCUGAAACCACACUGCCUGUUGUUGAUACCAGUCCUUCUCGACUAACGGGUGAGCUGUAAGCUCUUUCAGGGCAGGGCCUUAGAUAAUUUAUUCCCCAUAUAAGAUAAGAGAGCCUUACCCUCUGAAUUGAUGGAGAGGGAGCAAAUAGAAAAGAUUUUUACUGCUUAAAGCAGUAAAAAGUAAAGCUUUCUAGAUAUUUAUUUUUAUUAUUUCUAUUUAUUUUUUCUGUAAGAAGUAAAAGGGGGGAAAAGCUCUCACUGUAACUUUAGUAUUAGUAUUUCUCCCAAAUAACAGAAAUGUCCAUCUAAAGAGAGAGGAGAGGUACACGUAUCAGGAGAAGUGACAGUUUAACUAAGUAGCGGUUUAAUGACUUCCUUUGGCUUAAACUUUAUGACCAAUGCUUGUCUCAGUUGAAAUACAGGGCGUUUCUAAGAAAGGUUAUGGCAUACUUCCAGCCCUGGCACUCCCGGCGUCCCUUGGUCUUUGGACGUGACAGUUCAGCUCCCUGCUCCAGAGCUCCACCCAGGUGGCUCAUUAGCCCCCUGGCGUCUCUGUGGUUCAGAGUCCAUAUCUCAUUCCUGGGAACUAAGCGCUUUCUCCCAUGACUGUCUGUGGUUAAUGCCAUCACUGCCCACAACUCGCCCUGCCUCAGAGCCUCUCCCUCCGCACCUCCACUCCCACAGCCAGCUGCACUCCAGCACGUGGUAAACUGAGCCGGCCUUCCAUCAGGAGAACAUGCCUCUGAGAACAUUAAUUGCUAAAAUUAAUUUUUCCCCAGGUCAGGGGAGAUGUUGAAUGACUUCAGAAUAUGUGUAACUGUAAAACUAUAUGCAAAGCUACAAAACGAAAUUUGAGGUGGAAAAAUUUUUGUUUUUGUAGUCUCUGUCACUGAAUGAUUAGUCUUCCAAAUAAUUAGAAAGCAUCUAUAAAAUUAGUAUUUCUAGAUGAUUUCUGUAUUCUAUGUUAACUUCCAUUUUUCUUUCUGAGAAAAAAGAUUUGUAUAGAAGAAGAGGCAUUAUUUUAUAUUUUCAAAGAGAAGAUAAUUAAAUAAGCAUAUGUAAUACCAUUUUCAUUUUCCUGUUUCCCACAGUUUAUUAAACCUUGCUACCCAGAGUGUGGCCUGUGGACUAGCUGCGUGGGCAUCCCCUGGGAACAUGGGAGACCUGCAGAGGCCCAGGCCCUCCCCAGACCCCUGAAUCCAUAUCUACAUGUUCACAAGGGGCAUAUCGGAGUCUGAUAAGCACCUUGUCUGGGUCAGCUGGUGAUAAAAGUGGAUGGAAAAGAUUCUCGUUGAGAGGAACACUCUGUUUAAAAACAAAUGAAUUGAUCAUUAAAAAAAUGGUGCUAAUGUGUGUACUACACGUGCAAAUCACACGUGGAGGAUCUAAGGUGCUUGUCUAAGCCUCGGAAAGCUGGCCUCUGGAAAAGAUGUUUAAGCAUGUGACUUAGAGAAUUUAGGUAGGUUAAAGCCGAUAAUUGAGAUGCCUAGAUAGAAAACAAUGGCAUCUUUCAGGCCGUCAUGCAUUUAUCCAUUCGCUUAUUAGAGUCCUUUGAUGUGCCUGUUAUUUAGAGUCUACUUUGCAUUUUAAUUCAGAAAACACUUAAAAAUAUGCCAUUGAAGUCUAAUUCAUCACCCAUAAACAAUUUUUAGGAAUGUAAAAUAUGAUCAGAUAACUAAAUUGCAUCUGGAGGAUUGUGGUUUUCUAAGACAAGAGCAUUGUUUUCCUUCUCACAAAGGACUCCCACUUCUUUCCUCUGUGACCCUCACACAUUCUGAAGGACUAAUUUGCACUUUACACUUUGGUGUGAUCUGGGGGCACUGCCUGGAGGACACAUGUUUACUAUUGCUGCCUGCGGAGGAAAGAUGCAGAGCCACUGUCUGAAACAGAGGCGCUCUGAAGCCCAGUGAAGCGACAGCGUCAGCCUCAUCUCUAGCCCAGGUUUCUCUUGUGCUGCUGAUGGGUGUGCUAUUGUGCCAGAAACUUGAUCUCCUCUGCUUUUCCCUCCUGAGCUUCUAGGGAGAUUGCUGAAGAAGGAUAACUCUCCCACUGGGCACUCAGCACCUGCUAAACUUUAAAGAUUUGGGACCUGCCGUGCCGCAGCGUGCUGUGGGAUCUCUGUAACCCACCGAUGCAGUGGAGUCGUUACAGCUGCUGUUUAAGUCCUUGCAAAGCUCCUCAAGGAAAUUUCACAUCAACUCUCUUACAGCCAUUGUUGCUUCAAUGCCGUGGAUCUAGUCAUGGGAAGUUCUGAACUAACUGAGAUAUACAGUGUAAUUUGCAUAAAUAAUUAAAACCUGUUUCUUUAAA
Messenger RNA from Equus caballus (horse), 3928 nucleotides. It is a transcript of the gene AUH, whose product is annotated as AU RNA binding methylglutaconyl-CoA hydratase. Gene Ontology annotation, cellular component: mitochondrion. The record is from RefSeq and is a predicted model, not a curated record. Gene Ontology annotation, molecular function: enoyl-CoA hydratase activity. Lineage: Eukaryota; Metazoa; Chordata; Mammalia; Perissodactyla; Equidae. Gene Ontology annotation, biological process: fatty acid beta-oxidation.